AUGGAAAGGAAGCUUCAAUUGCAAGAACUUGAGGAGAUAUGCUUAAAGGCCUAUAAGAACUCCAAGAUUUACAAGGAAAAGGUGAAGAGGUUCCAUGAUUCUAGGAUUCUUAUUGAGAUUAAAAAUGAAGUUACCGGCAAAGUCUUCAAAAAGAAGAUAACCAAGCUUUUGCAAGCUGGAAUCAUUUAUCCUAUCUCCGACAGCCAAUGGGUGAGUCCCGUCCAGGUAGUCCCGAAAAAGACUGGCCUCACAGUGAUCAGAAAUGAGAAGGAGGAGCUGAUUCCUACUCGGGUGCAGAACAGUUGGAGAGUCUGCAUUGACUAUAGGAGGCUGAACCAGGUUACCAAAAAGGACCAUUUUCCCCUGCCAUUCAUUGACCAGAUGCUUGAACGCCUGGCAGGUAAAUCCCACUACUGUUUCCUUGAUGGUUUUCCUGGUUAUAUGCAAAUUACUAUUGCUCCUGAGGAUCAGGAAAAGACCACAUUCACCUGCCCCUUCGGCACUUUUGCUUAUAGGAGGAUGCCUUUCGGCCUGUGCAAUGCCCCUGGUACCUUCCAGCGGUGCAUGAUUAGUAUUUUCAGUGAUUUUUUAGAAAAUUGCAUAGAGGUGUUUAUGGAUGAUUUCACUGUAUAUGGAUCCUCUUUUGAUGGUUGUUUGAAUAGUUUGGAAAAAGUUUUGAAUAGAUGCAUUGAAACUAACCUUGUUCUAAAUUUUGAAAAAUGUCAUUUUAUGGUUGAGCAAGGUAUAGUUUUAGGCCACAUUAUUUCCAAUAAGGGCAUUGAAGUAGAUCCUGCAAAAAUUUUUGUUAUUUCACAAUUGCCUUACCCCUCUUGUGUGCGAGAGGUGCGAUCUUUUCUUGGUCAUGCAGGAUUCUACAGGCGCUUUAUAAGGGAUUUUAGCAAAGUAGCCCUUCCACUGUCCAACUUGUUGCAAAAGGAGGUAGAGUUUGACUUUAAUGACAGAUGCAAAGAGGCUUUUGAUUGCCUCAAAAGAGCGUUGACUACCACCCCCAUCAUCCAGGCACCCGAUUGGACAGCCCCUUUUGAGCUUAUGUGUGAUGCAUCAAAUUAUGCAUUGGGGGCUGUCCUUGCUCAGAAAAUUGAUAAAUUGCCCAGGGUGAUAUAUUAUGCUUCUAGGAUUCCUCCCUUAGCAUCUAAGGCCCAAAAAGAUAAGAUUAAAAGUGAUGCUAAGCAUUUUAUUUGGGAUGACCCCUACUUGUGGAAAUUAUGCAGUGAUCAGGUCAUUAGACGGUGCAUUCCAGAUCAUGAGACUGACUCAAUCUGCAGCACUUGUGAGCAGUGUCAGAGAGCAGGAAAUACACUUACAUGGCGACAACAAAUGCCUCAGCAACCUAUGCUAUUCUGUGAGGUGUUUGAUGUCUGGGGUAUAGAUUUCAUGGGUCCUUUUCCUGUCUCUUUUGGUUAUGUUUACAUUCUCCUUGCAGUUGAUUAUGUUUCAAAAUGGGUGGAAGCCAAGCCCACUAGAACUAAUGAUGCUAAAGUUGUCGCAGACUUUGUCAGGUCUAAUCUGUUUUGCAGGUUUGGAGUACCUAAAGCAAUUGUUAGUGAUCAAGGAACCCAUUUUUGCAACAGGACAAUGCAUGCCCUGCUUAAAAAGUACGGGGUGGUACACAGAGUAUCCACACCAUACCACCCCCAGACUAAUGGACAGGCAGAAAUUUCUAACAGGGAAAUCAAGAGAAUUCUAGAGAAGAUUGUGCAGCCAAGCAGGAAAGAUUGGAGUACCAGGCUUGAUGAUGCUCUCUGGGCACAUCGGACUGCCUACAAAGCACCCAUAGGAAUGUCUCCUUAUCGGGUUGUCUUUGGAAAGGCAUGUCAUCUUCCAGUGGAAAUUGAGCACAAAGCAUACUGGGCAGUGAAGACUUGCAACUUCUCUAUGGAUCAAGCUGGCGAGGAAAGGAAGUUGCAACUGAGUGAGUUAGAUGAAAUCCGCCUAGAAGCCUACGAGAAUGCCAAGUUCUACAAAGAAAAGACCAAGAAGUUCCAUGAUAGCAUGAUAGUUAAAAAAGACUUCGUGGUUGGGCAAAAAGUGUUAUUGUAUAAUUCUAGGCUUGGACUCAUGAGUGGUAAGUUGAGGUCUAAGUGGAUUGGUCCUUUUGUUGUUACUAAUGUUUUUCCUUAUGGUACAGUUGAGAUCGUAGUGUUUGGGCAUUGGGCGUGUGGUAAGCAGGCAGGCCUUGUGGCUGAUUUGGGGAUGGCUUUUGUGGAUGACUGGGUGGUGGGUAAUGAGAAGGGCUAA
This is a messenger RNA of Glycine soja, 2259 nucleotides long. RefSeq lists its product as uncharacterized. NCBI's taxonomy places the organism in Eukaryota, Viridiplantae, Streptophyta, Magnoliopsida, Fabales, Fabaceae. Gene Ontology annotation, molecular function: nucleic acid binding; hydrolase activity, hydrolyzing O-glycosyl compounds. The coding region runs from base 1 to 2259 and encodes 752 amino acids. Gene Ontology annotation, biological process: DNA integration; carbohydrate metabolic process. The record is from RefSeq and is a predicted model, not a curated record. The transcript is spliced from 6 exons.